AUGCUUCUUACCCUCGCAAUCUUCUCCCUCGCCAUCAUUGGCAUCGUCGUCACCUUCCUAACAUACCUCUUCACCCCACCCCCGUCCUUCCCAACCUCCCUCCCGACAAUCCCAUUCUACUACACGCUCCUCCCCCUGCUCAACCAAACCCUCAAGUGCCCUCCAACCUCCCAAGUGACAUUAUACCAACAAUACCUCUCCACCCCCCUGAAAACCCACGGCGCCGUCAAGCUCUUCUUCGGCGGCCGCUGGAACAUCCUCAUCACGAAACCGUCGUACAUCGCCGAAGUCUUCAAGAACGAGGGCCUCUAUGCAAAGUCCGGCAACCAGAAGAAGAUCCCGCAUGGCGUGCUGGCGCAGUAUACGGGGGAUAAUAUCAUCUCCUCGCAUGGGCGAAAUUGGAAGCUUUACACGGGUGUCUUUAAGCCUGGCUUGCAGAGGGACUAUGACCCGUCUGGCGUGUGGGCGAAUGCCGAGAAGUUGGUGCAGUUGGUGAAGGCCGAGAUGAAGGGGCGAGGCUGGGUGGACGUCAACCCGCUGAUGCAGCGGUAUGCGCUUGCGAAUCUGAGUGAGGUUUUGCUGGGGAGUGCGUUUGGGACGAUGGAAAAAGCAAACGCGCCCCUGCACGCCUUCCAGCUCCUCAUCAAGCCCAAGAUCUUCGACCCCAUCUUCCUCAACUUCCCGGUCCUCGACUACCUCCCGCUUCCGACGCGGCAGGACGCACGGAAGCUCGUCUCGAACUUUACAGACGAACUCGUCGACACAGUCCGCAGGGGUCAUGAAGAAUGUGACCACGAGAAAGAAACCAAGAACCUCGGUUGCCGGCUCCUCCACGCUUACGAAAGCGGCCUGUUCACCGAGACACAGCUGCGGCACAACAUGAUCAGUGCGUUUCUGGCGGGCCACGAGAACCCGCAGCUCCUGCUUAUCUCGGCUUUAUUCCUGCUGGCUGAUCAUCCUGAAAUACAGCAAGCCCUCCGCACCGAACUCUCCACCCUCGACUCCAACUCCGACUCGUCAGAGAAACCGUCCUACAACGCCCUUUCCUCCCUCCCCCUCCUCACAAGCACAAUCUACGAAGUCCUCCGCCUCUACCCCCCAAUCUCGCAACUGAUCAACCGCCGCACCACAGCCCCAGCCUUGCUCGGCGGAGAAAUCCCCAUCCCGACAGGAACAUACGUCGGCUACAACGCAUACGCGACAAACCGCGACGUGCAAUUCUGGGGUCCCGACGCAGAGGAAUUCAGACCAUCCCGCUGGGGAAAGAGUCUGGACGAGAUCAAUGCGUGUUUUCGGAGGGCGAAUGCCAAGGGCGCGUUUAUCAGUUUCCAUGGGGGGAGGCGCGCUUGUCUUGGGCAGAGGUUUGCGUUGCUCGAGGGGAGGGUUACGCUUGCGAGGCUUCUGAGGGUGUUUAGGUGGGAUGUUGAGCCGGGGUGGGAGCGGGGGAUGACGCCUGCGGGGCCAUUGUAUGCGCGGAAUCUGAGGUUGAGGUUUUUUUGA
Molecule: messenger RNA, 1500 nt
Organism: Aspergillus mulundensis
Lineage: Eukaryota; Fungi; Ascomycota; Eurotiomycetes; Eurotiales; Aspergillaceae
Gene: xanG
Product: cytochrome P450 monooxygenase xanG
Exons: 3
Coding region: 1-1500 (499 amino acids)
Molecular function (GO): heme binding; oxidoreductase activity, acting on paired donors, with incorporation or reduction of molecular oxygen; iron ion binding
Source: RefSeq, a predicted model, not a curated record